This is a messenger RNA of Strigops habroptila (Kakapo), 3689 nucleotides long. RefSeq names its product soluble scavenger receptor cysteine-rich domain-containing protein SSC5D-like. The record is from RefSeq and is a predicted model, not a curated record. Gene Ontology annotation, cellular component: plasma membrane. Gene Ontology annotation, biological process: T cell costimulation. Lineage: Eukaryota; Metazoa; Chordata; Aves; Psittaciformes; Psittacidae.
AGCGAGCUGGGAAGCGGCAGCAUCCCGGGAUAAUGGUACCCGACGCUUCGGCUUCCCCACCGCCCCCAUGGAUCCAACAGGAACCCCCACCACCCCAGCAGGAAACACCUCGGUGGCACCAGGUCCCGGUGCGCUGCGGCUCGCCGGGGGCCGGAGCCGGUGCGAGGGCCGGGUGGAGAUGGAGGAGGCGGGUGCCUGGGGCACGGUGUGUGACGAUGGAUGGGACCUGGCCGAUGCCGACGUGGUGUGCCGGCAGCUCCAGUGUGGCCAUGCCGUGAGUGUCCAUGGUGGUGCUGCCUAUGGCCGGGGCAAUGGAUCCAUCCUCCGGGAUGAAAUGGGGUGUGAGGGACACGAGGAACAUCUCUGGGACUGCCUGGCUGCGCUGGAGCACGACUGCAGCCAUAAGGAAGAUGCUGGUGUGGUGUGUUCAGAGCACCAGCAGUGGCGGCUCUCGGGGGGCCGGGACGGCUGCGCGGGCCGGGUGGAGGUGCUGUUCCGUGGCACGUGGAACACGGUGUGUGACAGCACGUGGUACGAGCUGGAGGCCAGGGUGCUGUGCCACACGCUGGGCUGCGGGGCCCCGCUCCGGUACCCCUCCUACGGCCACACGCUGCCCGGCAGGAUGCUCUACCAGUGCGAGAGCCACCAGCCAUCGCUGGCCUAUUGCCGCUGGACGUACAAUAAGUCAGCUCCUUGCUACCAGUCCCGGGCGGCUGGUGUCAUCUGCAAUGGCUCCUUGGGCUUGCAGAUACCAACCCCGAUGGCCACGGUGACACCGAACGUAUCACGAGCUGUGUCUGUUCUCUAUGCUGAUGAAGGUUCCCUGGAUGCGGGAUCACGGGCCCCUCUGCACGUGCCCCUCUUCAUCCUCUGCCUGGUGCUGGCAGCGCUGCUCCUGCUCACCGUGGUGGCCUUCACCGCUGCCCUGCUGAGGGUGAGGAAGAGGAGCGCCCACACCAUGUCCUCCCUUGGGCUAUCCGGCCCAGUCGUGGUGACCCACAGCUCCCAGCGCCCCGAUGUGCCCUCUGGGACCUCCAAUGACUACAGGGAUAUGCCCCUGAGCAUUCCCAAAGGACCAGGUAUGUCUGGGUGGUCCCUGUCUCCCCCCCAUGGGCUGUGGAUAGCAAUGGCUGCCCCAUCCCCAUCUCAUCCCUCCAUCCCGCUGGUCACAGCCCUCCCCAAGGACUCCGACUCUGAUUCCGACUAUGAACACUACGACUUCAGCAGCAAACCCCCCGUGGCCCUGUCCACCUUCCACAAUUCCCUGCGCCGGCAGCCCCGGGAGCAGCUCCUCCUGCUGAUGCCCAACAGGAAUGGGAUGGAGCCAUUCCCGGAGGAGGGACUGGCCAGGCCGGGAUCCACAUCCCAUGGCAGCGCCUCCACCUCCUCUUCAUCCAUGUCCAUGGAGCCCUAUUGCAAUGGCAGCGUGUCCCCAUCAGUCUGCACGGGGCACCCCAACAGUGGCACCCACCAGCACAUGGCACCCACUGCUCACAGCUGCACAGGAUCAGCGCCCCACAUGCCCCCGGUGGCGGUGUCCCCCCCUGGAUGUGAGGGGGUCCCCGUGUCUGCAGCAGCCCCUGACCCCAGUGACAGCUCCAGCACCUCCUCGGGGGAGUGGUACGAGAACCAGAGCACGGAGACACCCGGGGACCCGGCCCCAUGGACUGGGGGGGACCAAGCCCCAUGGACUGGGGGGGACCAGGCCCCAUGGACCGGGGGGGACCCCUCUGAGGGCAGCGACUACGAUGACAUCCAGGGCUCUGCAGGGGUCCCCAAAGCCGGGUACGGCAUGAACAGGGAGCUCCUGGCCACCAUCACCGGCUUCUAUCCACCGGCAGCAUCUUUACAUGGGCACAAGAAUGAUCUGAGCCCCCAGAAUGGCCUUUUCUCCCCCAAAAUAACCAAACCCAGGCUGCGGCUCACGGGCGGCGGGUGCCGCUGUGCCGGGAUGCUGGAGGUGUAUUGGCAUGGCAGAUGGAACCGUGUGUGCCGGGAUGGUGUGAUCAGAACUGGUGCCAAUGGCACGUGCCGGAGGCUGGGCUGUGGUCCCCCCAUCACUGAGCCCCUCCGGCUUCUCUUCACCAACUGGAAGGAGCCACACAUGGAGCGGCUGCGGUGCCUGGCGCUGGUGGAUGCUCCGGUGGGAUGCUUGUGGGAGCCGGCAAACUGCACGGAGCACAUGGUCCUCACCUGCAGCGAGCUGCUGAAAACCACCCCAGAGCCACCCCCAGCCACCACCCCAGAGCCCAUCGGUCCCCCCCGGCUGCGCCUGGUGGACGGGGACUCCGGCUGCUCGGGCUUCCUGGAGCUGCACAAGGCGGGGACGUGGGGCUCGGUGGCCGCCGGCCGGAGCAUCCCCGCGGUGCUGGCGGCCCGUGUGUGCCGGGCCCUGGGCUGCGGUACCGCGCUCGCCAGCGCCGCGCCGCAGCGGGACAGCCUCUUGCCGGUGCGCUGGGAGGUGAUGGAGCCCUGCGGGAGCCACCGGCUCCUCGAGUGCUUCAAUAGGAGCAGCGCCCGGCGCCGGGCGGAGCCUGCCUUCAUCCGCUGCUCCGGCUCCCAGCCCCAGGCCCUGCGGAGGCUGGCAUCCGGCCCCACACCAUGCGAAGGGGACAUCGAGGUCUUCCACGAGGGCCGGUGGCAGGUGCUGUGCGACAACAGGGCCCUGCGGGUGCAGUGGGGCAGGGAGCUGUGCCAGGAGCUGCGCUGCGGGAACCUCUCCUCCAGCACUGAAAUCCGGGACCCCCCCUCCGCUGGGGUCACUUGUGGGGCCCCCAACCUGCACCUCUGCCCCAUCAGGCAAAGCCAGAGCUGCUCCCGGAUCAGAGUCGUGUGCCAGGACUCGAAGCCACAUCCCACCGGCACGGCCGCGGGUACCAUCGUGAGCAUCUGCCUGGCCCUGCUGCUCUUCGGCAUCCUCUUGCUCAUCUGUGGGCCUCCUGCUUACAGGAGGUUGAUGAAGAGAAUGUCCAGAAAGAAGCAGCGCCAAUGGAUCGGCCCCACAGGACUCAACCAGAUGGUUUCCUUCCACCGCAACAGCACCAUCACCCAGAGGCCACGGGCAGAGGGGCAGCGGGUGCAGGGGGGGGACAACGACUACGCUCAGCCCCCCCAGAAGAGCUCCUACACCUCGGAGUAUCCAGGUGAGUGUGGGAGGAUGCUGGGAACGGCUCCUCCAUGUCCCAUUCCCAUUGGGAACAAUCCACCCGCCGUAACAAUGCAUCCAUCACCCCACAGCCCUGGAACGAGCGUUCAGACCUUCCAACCCUCCGGAUAACUCCUCGGAUAGUGACUACGACCUGCACUCUGCCCGCAGAGUGUGACCCCCUUGGGGUGCUGGUCCCCAUCCGGUCCAUCCCCCUGCUCAUGACACGUGGCAGCAAAGCUCUGCAACUGCUCUAUUAGUGGCUUUACCUGCAUUAUGGGGACAAAUGACUUUAGUUUAGUUCAUCAGUCACCUUCCCCAUGUGGGAAAAGGUGGGAUGAAGCAUGAGGAGUGACCGGAUCAAGCUGAAGAUGUCCCUGCCCAUGGCAGGGGUUGAACAAGAUGAUUUUGGAAGGUCUUUUCCAACCUAAACCCUUCUGUGGUUCUAUGCAAUGAUGAAUUGAAGGGAGGUGAUGGAAGAUGCUGGCACAGGGUGCCCAGAGAAGCUGUGGCUGCCCCAUCCCUGGCAGUGUUCAAGGCCAGG